AUGAACAUCCUUUCGAGAUCGACCUUUGCGACGGCUCGCAUAGGUGACCGAACAUCAUCAUGGACCUGCUCCAUCUGUCGCGGCCAACUGGCUCGCACUGCGACUAAGCCGCCGCCUCGACACUCUAUCGCGCGCCGAUUCGCCUCUGGACGGACGUGGUCGCAGGGCAAAGGGAAAGCCCACGACGGCGCAAAGUCUGGGCCGAACGCCCGGCUGAUUCUCUUUGCGUCGACCGGGGCGGCGGCUGGGACGGCGGCGCUGGCGUUUACCGACGAGAUCAAGAACAGCUACGAGGCUGCGGAGAGGACGGGGAGGGUCGUUGUCGCGCUGGCCGUCUGUAUCAAUGACUACCGGACGACGCUGAACGCAAAGUCGUCGGUUGAGGAACCGGAAAGGCAGGCGGAGCUGCUCAAGGCUUGCCACAAGCGAUGCGCCGAGCGCACCCUCAGGGUCCUGGAGAAGAACGGCGGCAUCUUUAUCAAGCUGGGACAGCACCUGAGUGCCAUGAACUACCUCCUACCUCCCGAGUGGACGACGACCUUUAUACCAUUGCAGGACAAGUGCCCCGUCUCAUCCUUUGAAUCCAUCCAGGACAUGUUCCGGAGGGACACCAACGAAGAUCUAUGGGACUACUUUUCUGAGUUCUCUGAGGAACCAAUUGGCGCCGCCUCGCUUGCGCAGGUGCAUCUGGCGACCAUCAAAGAUACAGGGCGCAGAGUGGCCGUCAAGGUCCAGCACCCCGAGCUGGAAGCCUGGGCGCCCCUCGACCUCGCCCUCACCAGGUACACUUUCUCGACGCUCAAGAGAUUCUUCCCCGAGUACGACCUUGAAUGGCUCUCGUCGGAAAUGGACUACUCCCUGCCCAAGGAGCUCGACUUUCGAGAGGAGGCGGAAAACGCACGUCGCAUGAAGGCGCAUUUCGCCAAGAUACCUGCGCUGCCUCUUGUCAUUCCCGAGGUCAUGUGGGCGAAGAAGCGCAUUCUCGUCAUGGCCUGCGAAUCUGGCCGGCGACCGGAUGAUCUUGAGUAUCUGGACAAGAACGGCAUCGACCGCGACGAGGUGUCGGCAACCUUGGCGCGCAUCUUCAACGAGAUGAUCUUUGGCGACGGCGCCCCCCUGCACUGCGAUCCCCACGGCGGCAAUCUCGCGAUCCGCAAGAACAAUACUCGCCGGGGUCUCGGCCGUGGGCCCAACUUUGACAUUAUCCUGUACGACCACGGCCUAUAUCGCGACAUUCCGUUGCCCUUAAGGCGCUCUUACGCCAAGAUGUGGCUCGCCGUAAUCGAUGGAGACAUGGACCGGAUGAAAAAGUACGCCCAUGAGGUGGCCGGCAUCAGCGAGGAGGACUUCCCGCUCUUUGCCUCUGCCAUCACCGGCCGGGACUUUAGCAUCGUCAGCCAGGAGGGGUCCAUCCUCAAGACGCGCACGCCAGAUGAAGAGAAGAACAUGAGCGGCGCUCUGCAGGAAGGACUCAUUGUCGAUCUCGUGCAGAUGCUCGGCCGAGUCCCCCGCAUCAUCCUUCUCAUCCUCAAGACCAACGACCUGACGCGUAGCUUGGACGAGAACCUCCACACUACUCAAGGCCCUAUUCGCACGUUUAUGAUUCUGGCGCGAUACUGCACCCGGACCGUCUUCCACGAGCAGCUCGAGGAGAUUCUCCGCAACGGCUCGAUGCUGUGGCCGCCGAACGCCGUGCGUGUCUUCGCUGCCUGGCUCGGAUUUGUGAGGGUUGAGGUCAAGCUGGAGGCGUUUGAGCUGUGGCUGAGGUUCAAGAGGAUCUUGGGGCUGCGGAGCGUGGAGUUUGGCGGCGGGCCGCUGAGACAGGAGCAGUAA
Messenger RNA from Trichoderma reesei QM6a, 1833 nucleotides. RefSeq lists its product as uncharacterized. The transcript is spliced from 3 exons. The record is from RefSeq and is a predicted model, not a curated record. Bases 1 to 1833 code for a protein of 610 amino acids. Gene Ontology annotation, biological process: lipid homeostasis; mitochondrion organization. NCBI's taxonomy places the organism in Eukaryota, Fungi, Ascomycota, Sordariomycetes, Hypocreales, Hypocreaceae. Gene Ontology annotation, cellular component: mitochondrial inner membrane.